Messenger RNA from Microplitis mediator, 474 nucleotides. RefSeq lists its product as uncharacterized. NCBI's taxonomy places the organism in Eukaryota, Metazoa, Arthropoda, Insecta, Hymenoptera, Braconidae. The transcript has a single exon. The record is from RefSeq and is a predicted model, not a curated record. Bases 1 to 474 code for a protein of 157 amino acids.
AUGUCGGGUACUAACCCAAAUAGUAAACGAAUGCCGAGGUCGAAUAGCCAAAAGGACGACAACAUACAGAUUAUGGUGACGCCACCACCGAGAGUCACGCAUUCACCACCAGCAUCGUCGACAACAAGAGCAGUAACGUCGACGAGAAUAACAACGGCUAUAACAACAAAGCCCACAACUACGGUGACUAGCUCCGGGAUACACCCGAUAACGUCGUCUACUAGGGUUAUUCCUACACCCAACAGCGCGGGUAAUAUGAAUGCACUAAAUAAUACAAUUUCAAAUACAAAUUCAAAUCAACUCUCCAAUUUGAAUUCAAAUCAACUCUCCAAUUCGAAUUCAAAUCCGAAUCCACAUUUAAAUUCAAAUCCGAAUCCACAUUUAAAUUCAAAUCCGAAUUCACAUUUAAAUUCAAAUCCGAAUCCACAUUUAAAUUCAAAUCAAAAUUUAAACUCAAACUCAAACUCAAAUUAA